CUCAGCCCUGCCAGGGAGCCACGCGAGGAGAGUGUGAAAGCUCCUCUCUUCUCCCACUCUUCAUUAAGUGAACCACACAGACACUUAACUCCAACUGCAGCUGCCAACCACCACCUCUCCGCUUGGUGCUGAGAAGAUCCUCUUUUUGAGCAUGGCUGUGGCACCCCGGGCCCUGGCACCUCUCCUGCCCCUGGUGCUGGCACUGCUCAGCUUAGCCCCUGUGCCCGCCUCAGGAGGGUGUCCGUCGGCUUGCCGGUGCUCUUUCGCUAUGCUGCAGUGCCUGGAAUCUGAUGGCAUCACCAGCGUCCCGAUCCUGGCAGAGAAGGAGAGCGAGAACGUGACGGAGAUUUACAUAGAAAACCAAACAGGCCUGGAGAACAUCACAGAGUUUGAGCUUGUUAACUACCGAGAGCUGAAGAACCUCACGGUCAUGUCAUGUAGGCUGAGGCACAUCUCAGCCAAAGCCUUCCAAUACAACCUCAAGCUCCAGUAUGUGAACCUGGCGUCAAACUCUCUGGAGCACGUCUCCUGGAGGGUGUUUCAUUUUCUGCCUUUGCUCAACCUGGUUUUGCGGGACAACCCUCUCGUGUGCUCUUGCGAUCUCUUCUGGCUGCAGGAGUGGCAGCGCAACGGCCGCGGCGACCUGGACAACCAGAUGUUGUCUUGUUUCUCUGACAACCAGGAAGUGGCCCUCAACUCUUUGGUGAUAGACAACUGCAGUUUGCCUGUGGUGUACAUCGUCUCCUACAAGGACAAGAUUCAAGAAGGAGGCAACCUGACGUUUGAGUGUCACGUGACAGGAAGUCCCACUCCCAAUGCCAGGUGGCGAACCAACAAGCUCCACUCUCCUUUCUUUACCCAGGAGAGAAUCUGGGGCUCCAAGUUAGAGCUGGUGCUUUUACUCAGCAACGUCUCCUCCAGUGACAACCUGCACAAUCUCACCUGCGAGGCAGAGAACCGAGCUGGGCCCAGGGAGGAGAUGGUGACACUGGACAUUGAGUUUCCUGUCAAAAUCAUCUUCCUGAAAAAUGCCGUGCGGCAGCAUUUCUGGUGUUUCCCCUUUGCCGUAGACGGCAACCCUGAGCCGAGCGUCGCCUGGCUGUACAACGAAAAAGAGCUGAAACAGACCAGGUACACAUACACCCAGUUCUUCACGGACUCGUCGGACGGGUCGGUUAAACAGGGCUGUCUCUUCCUCGACAAGCCCACCCACAUCAACAACGGAAACUACACUCUGAUCGCGCAGAACAAACUGGGAAGGGAUGUCGCCACUGCCAUUGGGGAUUUUAUGAGCAACCCCUUCGGCACGAACAAUCCUGAGGGCUCCAUUCUUGUCCAUGAGGUGGAUCCAAAUCCAACAAUCAAAUCAGACAUGAACGUCACGGAGAACCCAGAGAGUCGGGUGUUCGUGGUGUCUGUAGCUGUCGGUCUCGCUGUUUUCGCCUGCACUUUUCUUCUCAUCAUGCUUUUGGUGAUUAACAAAUGUGGCCAGCACUCCAAGUUUGGCAUUCACAGGUCGUCAGUUUUGGGGACAGAGGAUGACCUGGCCGUCUCGCUCCGUUUCAUGAACUUUGGAACCAGCCCACCUUCCUCAGAUGAAGACUCCGGUUUGUCCAGCUUCGUAGAGAAUCCACAGUACUUCUGCGGCAUCAUCAAGGACAAAGACAUGUGUGUCCAGCACAUUAAACGCCAGGACAUCGUGCUGAAGUGGGAACUCGGCGAAGGGGCGUUCGGCAAAGUCUACCUGGCCGAGUGCGCCAACCUGAGUCCUGACAGCGACAAGAUGCUGGUCGCUAUCAAGACGCUGAAGGACGCCAACGAGUCGACCCGGCAGGACUUCCAGAGGGAGGCGGAGCUGCUGACGGUGCUCCAACACCAGCACAUUGUGCGAUUCUACGGUGUCUGUACGGACGGAGAGCCGCUGGCCAUGGUGUUCGAGUACAUGAGGCACGGAGACCUCAACCGCUUUCUUCGAGCUCACGGCCCGGACGCUCGUAUCCUGGAGGAGACCAAGAUGCCCCCGCUGGGUCAGCUCACUCUGCCUCAGAUGCUGCAGAUCGCCGCUCAGAUCGCCUCGGGCAUGGUCUACCUGGCGUCGCUACACUUCGUCCACCGUGACCUGGCCACCCGCAACUGUCUGGUGGGAGAGGGCCUGGUGGUCAAAAUCGGAGACUUCGGAAUGUCACGAGACAUCUACAGCACAGACUACUACAGGGUGGGUGGACGCACCAUGCUGCCGAUCCGCUGGAUGCCCCCGGAGAGCAUCAUGUACAGGAAGUUCACCACGGAGAGCGACAUCUGGAGCUUCGGCGUCGUCCUCUGGGAGAUCUUCACCUACGGCAAACAGCCCUGGUACCAGCUGUCCAACAGCGAGGCCAUCGAAUGCAUCACACAGGGACGGGAGCUGGAGAGGCCCCGCACCUGCCCCAAGGAGGUGUACCUGCUGAUGCAGGGCUGCUGGCAGCGAGAGCCCCAGCAGAGGAUGGUCAUCAAGGACAUCCACAGUCGGCUGCUGGCUCUGGUCAAGAACCCGCCGGUGUACCUGGAUAUCCUGGGAUAAAAAGUGACCGAGAAGAAACCAGGGAGAAGGAAUCGGAGGAUUGGGAGGUUGGAGUUUUGAUUUGAGACUUAAAAACGUCUUUCCUUUUUGUUCCGUUAGGUUCCUCUUAAAAGUCGACUUUCUCAUUUAUCCAUUAAAAGACCAGUAGGAAGAUUAUUCCCCAGUUUUCCCCCAGUUGCUGCUUUUUCCAGCCUCGAUGCUCGACGGACGGGACAAACAGCGUGCCGCCUGUCGUCCUCUGGAAACCUGUCAAAUGUUUACCACACUGCUUGGAUGUUCAGGUUUGGAGCCUGACGGAGGGACGUGCAUGGCUAUAAGUUGUUGAAGUUACAGUAUAUGAUGAUGCUAGAAGGCUCUAGGCCUCUUUGUGCAACUCAAAACAGAUGAUUGCAAAAGGAAGGAAGUUCACGCAGGAGUCAGCCGACAGUCAUUUGUACAGUAGAGUCACUGAUUUUGGACAAGUUUUGAUAUGGGAGGUGAUUUAAAGGCUUUCAGUAAAUGUAUAUACGGCCAAGUUGUACAAUCAGAACCUUUGAAAGCUCGUUUGUUUUUCACGGGUCAGAUCAUAUUGAAUAUUUUUCAAA
Messenger RNA from Paralichthys olivaceus (Japanese flounder), 3144 nucleotides. RefSeq names its product neurotrophic tyrosine kinase, receptor, type 1 (gene ntrk1). Gene Ontology annotation, molecular function: neurotrophin binding; transmembrane receptor protein tyrosine kinase activity; neurotrophin receptor activity. Gene Ontology annotation, cellular component: signaling receptor complex; axon; plasma membrane. Gene Ontology annotation, biological process: positive regulation of kinase activity; cellular response to nerve growth factor stimulus; nerve growth factor signaling pathway. NCBI's taxonomy places the organism in Eukaryota, Metazoa, Chordata, Actinopteri, Pleuronectiformes, Paralichthyidae. The record is from RefSeq and is a predicted model, not a curated record.